Sordaria macrospora k-hell is the source of this 1101-nucleotide messenger RNA. RefSeq lists its product as uncharacterized. The record is from RefSeq and is a predicted model, not a curated record. Gene Ontology annotation, molecular function: oxidoreductase activity. Lineage: Eukaryota; Fungi; Ascomycota; Sordariomycetes; Sordariales; Sordariaceae.
AUGCCUCUCCAAUUAACCGUCAAGAAAAUCGACGGUAAACCCGGCCAGGUUUACUACCCCCUCCAACUAAACACCAUCCCCAAGCCCACUCCCGGGCCCGGCGAACUCCUCGUCCGCCUGCGCUCUUGCGCCCUCAACCACCGCGACCUCUUCAUCCGCCAACACUUGUACCCGGGCAUCUCCUUCGAGCACCCCUUUCUCGCCGACGGCUAUGGCGUCGUCGAAGCCGCCGGCCCUGCCGUCUCCUCCGCUUCCGCCCAACUGAUCGGAAAACCGGUGCUUAUCACCCCCUCGCGCGGCUGGAUAUCGUCCCCUGAUGGGCCCGACGACCCGAACCAGCCAUGGACGGUAAUCGGCUCUGCGCAGCUGACUCCCGCUGGCACAGCGCAAGAAUACACUGUGGUGCCGGAAGCGGAGGCCGUGCUGGCGCCGGAACACCUUAGCGCUGCUGAGGGCGCGGCACUGCCUUUGGUUGGAUUGACCGGGUGGCGAGCGCUGGUUAGUAAGGCGCAGGCCAAAGCCGGGCAGAAUAUCUUGGUGACGGGGAUCGGCGGUGGUGUGGCGCUUCAGGUGUUGCAGUUUGCUGUUGCCUUGGGGUGUAACGUUUUUGUUACGUCCGGUAAUGCCGAGAAAAUUGAAAAGGCGAAGAAGAUGGGUGCGCGGGGGGGAGUCAUUUAUAAGGAGAAGGACUGGGAUAAACAGCUUUUGAAACAGCUGCCGAAGGAUAGGCCGUUCUUGGAUGCGGUGGUGGAUGGUGCCGGUGGGGAUGUCGUGGCUAGGAGCGUCAAGCUGUUGAAGAGCGGAGGGAUCAUUUCGAGUUAUGGAAUGACGGUUAGCCCGAAGAUGGAUUGGUUGAUGCAGGCUGUGCUGAAGAAUGUGGAGUUGAAGGGGAGCACGAUGGGGAGCAGGAAGGAGUUUGAGGAGAUGGUGAGGUUUGUAAGGGAGAAGGGGAUCAGACCGGUGGUUAGUAAGGUGGUGAAGGGGUUGGAUAAUUUGAAGGGGAUUGAUGAAUUGUUUGAAGAGAUGAAAGAGGGGAGACAGUUUGGGAAGCUGGUCGUUUUGAUUGAUGGGAAGGAGGAGGGGAAGGAGAGUAAGUUGUGA